AUGACAAAGCUUGUGUCGGUGGUAAAGGCACGCUCAUUUAUAGAGCGAUGUAUGACAGCCAUAGGAACAGAUCCCAAACACAGUUUAGCUAUCGCUAAUAUACUCAUCGAGGCUGAUAUUAGAGGUCAUUUUACUCACGGGCUCUACCGAUUAGGUAAGCGAUUAUAGUUGAAUCAUCGUUUUUAUAAUAGACCAUUAUUGUUUAACGCACAAUCUUAUAAACAAGCAAGCAAGAUUGUUCGCAUCUGCAGACGAGAGAAAGUAUGUUUCUUUUUUCUUUUAUAUGCCAAAAAUAAUCUUGGUUGAAAUUUCGAUGUAACAAACGUACACGAACGCAGUUUUUCACAAGAACUGGCAUAUGUCUGGAAACGUUCUGAAAGGCGAUAAAACAUCUAUAGAAAGUAUUUCAUAUUUAGAAGUGUAUUUAAGUUUUACAUCAUCUCAAAGCAGUGACAAGAAAUAGAAUCUUGCUUUCCCCACCUCGCCCCGCCGAGCUUGAGGUUUCCUUAAAAUAGUUAUGCAACCAAGAAAGCGUUACCGAACCCGUGAGCAUGCGACAAACAUGUGACUCGCUUCUCAAAAUUGAUUAUGCUCAGUCUUGACAACCCUUAAUCGAGACUGCUUAACUUUGCGUUAUCUUUUUUAAAGAAAUGUAUAUGCGUGACAUUGAGAGUGGCGUCACGCAAGCGAGAGGCGAACCCAGUCUUGAAAAGGAUUUUGCAGCGACUGCGCUGGUGAAUGGUAACAAUCUUCCUGGUGUGGUAAAUAAAGUCAAGCUUCUUUUUAUUUUAAUUUUGUUCCUUUGUAUGUGAAAAGUCACCGUGCAAGUCACCGUGAAAUCCCAGUUUAUAGUCUUUUGGGGUUAAGUAAUUGUGUGCCAAGUUUUGCGUGAGUGCUUUUAAAGGAAACUGUAAACAAAUCUUUUAAAGCAUAUGAGAUAUUUGGAGCUGAAAUUCUUACAAAAUCGGAUCUCUCUCAUUAAGUCGUGUCACGCAACGUAAUUGAAAUUUGCGUGACGAUCUUAAUCUACGUUAGGAUACAACACAAAGCAACGCUUCCAUUUGAGUUAAUUCUUUCUGUCACGAAACAGGUUGUUGGUAACUUUUGCAUGGAUUUAGCCAUCAAGAAAGCAAAGGAAUAUGGAAUUGGUUAUGUCGUGUGUAAAGGUAACUAAUAUUUCUGUAAACAUUGUUGUAGGCGUGUACUUGUCCCAAACAAGUAGUGAAGCUUUGCUUCCGACGGAAUAACGCAAUCAGGUGAACACUCGGACUUCCUUCGCAGUCGUUUACGGAAUGUCAUGUAACGAUGCACCCCUUCCCCUCCCCCGCCCGUCUUUUAUCACCCCACCGAAAAAGGAAGGGGCUUCCAGGUGGACUGCUAAUCGCUAAAGCGGAGAAAAAUUGAAACGGCCAUUUUUUUUCAUUUUUUCUCCUGCUAAAAGAUAUGUCAACUGACAGAGGGGGUGGAUUAGUGUCAAAAGUGUAGACUGUUUUAAGAAGUGACUGUUUCCGUGAGGUGUGGUUAAAUCAAAGCAAAAAACAUUGGGUUUCCGCUUCCCCCCCCCCCAAUUUAGUUAGGUCUUUCUAUGAGAACUUUGGAAAAAACCGUCAAACCUCACUUGUCGCGUUUCAGGUUCUACGCAUUUUGGUAUAGCUGCUUGGUACAGCGCUCAGGCACUGCAGCAUGGAAUGAUAGUAAGUCAAAAACACCCCACAUCUAUGUCGGCACUAUAUUUUGGAAGUAUAUCCCACAAAAGUGACUAGUGCUUUAGGCGGGUUAGGAUUUCUCGAGGGUGAUUACCCAGGCACUGAAGAGAAAUAAAGCGGCUUUCCAUUUCGCUGCUAUUUUCGUAGUUUUUCGUUCCGACCUCAAAUUUUAGAGCAAAUACUAAAAUAAAAAGUCUUUACGAAAACUGGCCAGCACACGGUACAUCGAUGACGAUAUUAAGAGUGAAACAUGUGAUAAUUUUGGUCUUUCUACUGAAAGAAAUAUUUUACCGGUACACGGGCAGCAAUAUCCGCGCACCUGCCUUUGCACGGCGCGCGAGACUUUAAACUCUCUCAGUCUUUAAUAAAAAUAAAGCAGUUUUUUGUUCCGCAAGUUGUUCACCUUGUAUGGUUUAUGCUCAACAAAUACUGACCUCAUUGUCGGGGAAAGUGGUAGCGGCGCGGUAAUUGUCCAUCAGUAGUAACCUCCGCGUCGGUAAAAAAUUAUUAGUCAGAAUGGAAAAAUAUUGAAAUACGUGAGAGUUGCUUCAUUCUUUCGGUAUCUUAGGGUAUGAGCAUGUCGAACACCUCCCCUGUGGUGGUACCAACCAGGGCAGCCAAGGUAAGUUUCUCAAGAAUAUAGUACGUCGAUUAUUGGGUUCCCUGAUUACUUUAUGAAGAACAUGAAACAAACACCCGAGCUUGCGUCAGAGUAAAGAGAGUUUGACAUAUCUACAAGCGCAGACUAGACAAUAGUGCACACGCUAACAUUGCACAGAAUAUUAACAAAGUCAUCAAACAAGUAAAAAAUGUUUGCCUCACCUGUCGUCCGCCGUCGCUCUGGGCUAUUUGUGUUCAUACGUUUUCAGAUUUAGCUUCGUUUAAGCUUUACCCUUGCGCUUUGGAUUGGUUACUUGUUUACCCGCUUGCGCUCUCGGAUUGGAUGCUGUAACAAAAAGUUAACACAGGAGCCAAUCAAAGCGAAUGGCAAUUUUGGAAGGAGCCAGUCAAAAUUCAAAGUAACACAGGUUACCCACCCGCCCGCAAACACAAGGUAACCAACCUUGAGUACGGGAAUAACGCGCCAUGACUGUAUUUUAUUUUUGCGUCUGACAGGUUGAGGAAGUAGGAGCAGUUUUUUUUUCAAUCAUUUAGAGAGAAUAGCGAGGAAAAUGCUCCAUGAGCACAAGCUACUUUCAAAUCGUUAUCGACUGUGUUAAGAUUAUUCAUUGGCUACGCUCUGUAAAAAAAAUAUAUAAAACACCUGAAAUAGCUUUAUGACAGCUUAGCGUCUUGACUAAGCUAUGUUUAGUUGAAGUAGAAUCGCAUCUGUCGAAAUUCCAAUCAAGUAAACCAUGAAUAAAGUAAUUUCCUUACCUUAGUGAUUGCACAUAGUGUUUUAAUCUUAUUUCAUUACACAGCCAUCCAUUGGAACAAACCCUCUGUCAGUUGCCGCCCCAGGGAGGGAAGGCGACAAUUUUCUCCUGGAUAUGGCUACUUCAGCAGUGGCAUUUGGAAAGGUAACAAAUAGCGUUUGAUCGACUCGACUUUGUCUGUUUCCUCCGAAAGAAAAAGAUAAAUGAGCCGACAGAAAGACUGAGAGAAGGACAGACAGACUGACCAACGUGCAGACCACAGACAAGCAGAGAGGGAGACAGGCAGGCAGGAGAGAAAACACAUAAACAGACUGGUAGAAAAAGGAGGUUGACAGAUUGACUGAUAGACAAAAAGAAUCACUGUAUUACUUCAUUGGCGGAUCUAGAUAGUGUGUGGGAAGUGGGGAGGGCGUCUGGAUCCCCUCAUUGGAUCUGUGGGUUCUUUUAUUACUUUUCUGGCAUCGAAAUUAUAGCAGCAACUGGAUCACGUAUGAUUUGUUCUUUUGUGUAACGCAGGGAGGGGGAGGAGGGGGGUAAUGGGUAGGCGUCGGUUGGUCAAGAAGUAGAUUCGCAAUCCUCAUUAAAAAAUUCCUGGAUAUGUUUCCUGUUCCUUGAGAUUGCUGCUUACUUUCUUUGUUUCUAAAUGUGCGUGUUUAAACUUAGAGUUUCUUUCUUUAUUUAGCUUAGAAUGUGUCGUGUAAAAGGAACUGAAAUGCCUCAAGGAUGGGGUGUCGACUCAAAAGGAUUGGUAAGAAAUCAUGUGAAAAAUCCGCGGUUAACAAGCAACGCUACGACUGGCGAAGACACGCCUUUUGCAGUCGAAGUCCAAGAGCUUUCACAUUUUAACUUUCUUUUCUUUUAUCCCUGUAUUUAUUUCGGCACGUCAGGUCAGUUCAUCCUCUGAAGAAGUAUUUUAUGGGCCAGUCUAACCCUAGGCAUGUAGACAUUUUCAUGAUAUUUGAAUUUCUUUAAACGCGACAUAAUCCCGAUUGUCCAAGAAGUUGGUAAAAAAAAAAAUAAAUAAAAAAACCGGUCAAAGGUCUGCGCAUGUGCGAACGUUGUAAUGACCAGGUCAUAGUCACAUGCUUUUAGGCCGUCAGAAAAAAGUUCUCUCACAAAUAUUACAAACAGCCACUUCAAGCCAGUAAGUCACAGUGUUUUAAAAGCGUAUGACUCUUUUGGUAAAGCUCAAAAAAAUGAUGGUAAAUCAGCAAGAUCCCCGUACUUGAAUAAGCUUGUGCUCGAAAAGUCUCGAGUUUUCCAUUCCCUACUUUGUUUCUUUUUAGAGAUCUUUAGGAACUUUUCAAUUUUCUUUCGCUAAUUUGGCGAGACAGCGGUUACCUUAUGUUUUCCUUCGGAGUUUUGCGCAGGAAACUGGUGCGUGAGCGGCCAAAAUUGAUCCCCUCGCGCAUGCCCAACAUUUGACCGCUGUGUUGUAAAAAGUCCACUUCAUCGGCUCAUUGGUUGUCCUUUUUACUGGCCCUUAAGGGGUCAUAGCUUGAAAAAUCAGCCUUCUUAAUUCACUGCAAUAAUUAUUUCAACUUUUUAAUUUCUUCGUUGGUGUUUUUAUGUUACUUCUGAAGGAGAUAAUAUGCGUUUUGUUAGGAAACUGUUGAUCCUGUGGAGGCAAUGGACCGGGGUGGACUUUUUCCCUUAGGUGGAGCAGAAAUCACUGGUAAGUCGGAUCAAGGUCGGUACCUGAGCAGCUGUGCACUUACCCCUCCCCUAAUCCAACAACAGUCAAUUGAUAACAAGUUAGAGUUAAUGUUGGACUAGGGGAGGGGUAGGUGCAUGCAAAGUUGCUCAGAUACUGACAUUGAUCUGCAACUAUUUUCACAUUGUUUGGAAAUCAGACGAAACUAUCUGUUGUGCGUAACAUAUUUCUUCUGUUGGCCAGGUGGAUAUAAAGGCUUUGGAUUAGCCAUGAUGGUGGAUGUGUUUUGUGGGAUGUUAUCGGGAUCUACGUUUGGAACAAACAUCAAACGCUGGAAAGGAGAAGAAGAACGAGUACAUAAUUUGGUAACAAAGUGAUUUCAGCUGUUUUAUUCACUGCUUAUUUGUAAAAAUGACAUGUUGAAAUGGCAAUGUUACCAUCUGUUAUUGUUUUUCAGGGUCAUUGUUUCAUAGCAGUUAACCCUAAAGUAUAUGCUGACGGAUUUGAGGAUCGUAUGCAAGCUUCGAUGGAUCAGUACAGAAAUUUGGAACCGGUUAGUGUGCGACGGAUGAUUUUAAGAGUUAUGAAAUGAAGACGCAACCAAACGCAAACAGAUUAAUUCGCAAACAAACAAAUAACAGUAAAAAGUGAAGGAUGGGUAGGCAUGCAGUAAGAUAGACAGAGAGACAGACGGACAGACGGACAGACGGACAGACGGACAGACGGACAGACGGACAGAGGGACAGACGGACAGAGGGACAGACGGACAGACGGACAGAGAGACAGACGGACAGACGGACGGAGGGACAGACGGACAGACGGACGGAGAGACAGACGGACAGACGGACGGAGAGACAGACGGACAGACGGACGGAGAGACAGACGGACAGACGGACGGAGAGACAGACGGACGCAUGAGCAGACCAUUAGAUAGACCGUCAUACAGUCCGACAGACUGCUAGAUAGAUGGAUGAGCAGGUUAUCAGACAGACAGACAAGCAGACCAUCUGACUGACAGGGUGGGAGAAAGAGAGUUAGAGCAGAGAGAACGAUGAACGUUGUGUUUGUAAAAUUUUUGAACCAAUUUCCCUCUGUAUUUGUGUGCUUCAGGCGGAGGGUGAGACCGCGGUUUUGGUGGCUGGAGAUCCUGAAAAAGAGCACAUGCGCAAAGUUUCUGAAGAUGGAGGCAUUUAUUACCAUGAAAAUGUGCUGAAAUCCAUGGUUAGUAUGUUUAUAAGUUUGAAAAUUGUCAUAGGAUUGUAAAACAGCACACAGCCACGUGGGUGGGACUCCCCGGAGCGACUGUGAAACUACCUUGCUGUAGACGGGGGAUUUUCCCGCAACGUGAGAGUUCCUCGCGGCAGACGUGGGACUCCUUGCAAAAUGGAAAAUUUUCUUAACCAAUUCGUGCUCGUGGUUUGAAGUUUAUUUGACUUCAAAAAGAUCUAAUUUUAUCACUGUUAGUAUGACACUACCACUCAAACAAUUAUCUAGGCAAAACAUGUUGGUUUGUCGUCUUGUCCACCAUGCGUGAAACCAGUUUGCUACAUUUUAACCCCCUUGGCAAGACAUCGCGAGGGAAGUAUUGAAAUUAAAGAAUCCAGAAAUGGAAGUCCCAUACACGACCUACCUACCUACUUUUGUAGUCUUUCCUGUCAUCUAGUUUUGCCCUCCACAUCCUCUCAUCAGUAUACGUAUCCAAGUUCUCCCUACUGUUCUCUUUACAUUUCCUAAGAUGCUGACAAGGAGAAUUUGCUUAACAAUCAAGAGCUUUUGUAGUUAGUGAUCAUUUCCUUUAUUCUCAUGACCUUAAUGUGUGAUUCAGGGGUGAUAUUGUGAGGAGAAAUUAGAUGCUAGUCACUCUUAGGGGUAAAAGGGUUGAAGGUAUCUUAGUUGACUUACCUCUAGAUGUGGGCACUAGGUAGUAGCAAGAAACUGCCUUCUUACAUUUAUGAUAAAAUCAUUGUAAUUAUUUACAUGACUAGUGUUGGUUUUUUUUUUGUUUGUAGGAUAAAAUUGCUGACAGAUUAGGUGUGGCCUACCUACUGAGGCAGUAAAAGCCUUGCUUAAUAUGCAAUAAAAUUCAUUAGUUUAUCGCAAGAUUCGGCGACAACGUGUCACCAGUAUCAAAUGUAAAAUUAUUAUAAGUUCAGUUACGUUAUAUAUUGAAAGGAAAGUGUGAAACUAAAUUAAAAUAAAAAUGAGAUGGAGUAAAACAAAAGAAUAU
This is a messenger RNA of Pocillopora meandrina, 6963 nucleotides long. Lineage: Eukaryota; Metazoa; Cnidaria; Anthozoa; Scleractinia; Pocilloporidae. The record is from the annotation of a GenBank genome assembly.